AUGGCUCGCAAUGUACCAGAGGCCUCAGAAUCUCCGGUGAGGCACAGGCAGUCUCCUCGCCGGAGAAGUGAAUCUAGAAGAGAAGAAUCCUCGAGUUUGUCGAAUCGUAGCUCUAGGUCUCCUUCACCGAGGACAAAGAGACUGAGAAGAGCUCAAGGUGAAAGGGAGGUUGGGAGAAGCAGAGAAAGAGAAGACGAGAAGCAUAAAAGCAGCAGAGGAAGGGAGAAGAGCAGCAGUAGGGACGUAGAAAGGGAAAGGGAUGGUGAAAAAGGAAGAGAAAGAGACAGGGAGAGAAGAAGAGACGGAGAAAAGGAGAAGACAAGGGACACAUCAGAUAGGGAAAUUGGGGAUAAGAGAAGACGCUCAGGGAGAGAGGAAACUGAGGAAAGGCAAAAGGCAGGAACAGAGGAUGAGAGACAAACUAGAGGAAGACGUGAGAGGUCUACUUCACCGUUAGAUAAGAGUCACAGGAGUAGGCGUUCACCAGAAAGAGCUCCUGUCUCAAGGCAUUACGAGGGGUCUAACGCAAGAGGGGGCGGCGAGGAACCCAGUGAUGAAGAAGAUUCCAUUGCUAGAAUGAGAGCAGCUGAAGAAGCUCUAGCAGCGAAGAAAAAGGAAGAACCAUCUUUUGAGCUAUCAGGGAAACUUGCUGAAGAAACCAACAGAUACAGAGGUAUCACAAUCCUCUUCAGUGAGCCACCAGAGGCUAGAAAACCCAAAGAAAGAUGGAGACUUUAUGUUUUCAAGGAUGGUGAACCACUGAAUGACCCAAUCCAACUUCACCGCCAAAGCUGCUAUCUAUUUGGACGUGAGAGAAGAAUAGCAGACGUUCCUACUGAUCACCCAUCUUGCAGCAAGCAGCAUGCUGUUAUUCAAUACAGGGAAAUGGAAAUGGAGAAACCAGAUGGUAUGGUGGUGAAACAAGUGAAGCCUUACAUUAUGGAUCUUGGCAGUACCAACAAAACUUACAUCAAUGAAAAGCCUAUUGAACCAGAGCGAUACUAUGAGCUUUUCGAGAAAGAUACCAUCAAGUUUGGCAACAGCAGCCGAGAGUACGUACUGUUGCACGAGAAUUCUGCUGAGUGA
This is a messenger RNA of Thlaspi arvense, 1086 nucleotides long. The record is from the annotation of a GenBank genome assembly. Lineage: Eukaryota; Viridiplantae; Streptophyta; Magnoliopsida; Brassicales; Brassicaceae.